Cydia pomonella (codling moth) is the source of this 2405-nucleotide messenger RNA. RefSeq lists its product as uncharacterized. The transcript has 3 exons. The record is from RefSeq and is a predicted model, not a curated record. NCBI's taxonomy places the organism in Eukaryota, Metazoa, Arthropoda, Insecta, Lepidoptera, Tortricidae. The coding region runs from base 120 to 2405 and encodes 761 amino acids.
CCAGUGGUGGAGAGAAUGCAUUGCUGUAGUAUUUGAAGAAAAUCUAAUAAAAGAAACUAGGUUCAAUUAAUGACAAGGAUUAUUGCACAACAAUAUUGCUGAAUAAAAAAUAAUAAAAAAUGGAAGAAAUAUAUUUGGAGAGACUAAAUAAAUUUGUAUCUGGAAUAAAAAACCUGUCCAACAGUUCCAAGGUCCUUUGUACUUUGAAGUCGUGGAGUGAUGAGGAGGAAGAACAAGCCAAGAUUGUUUCAGCAAAAUUACAAGCCGUGAUAAACCGAUUUAACACGGAGCUUUACCAAUAUUUUAAUACAGCUACUAAUCCGAAUGCUGAUGAAAUAUCUAUUCUGACGACAGAGCAAUUAAAUGGUGAAGAAGCACUAGCUGAAUUGAACGCGCUUAUACAAUCAAAACGAGACAAGUCUGGUUCUUCAUCCACCUCAAGUCAUCCUACCAAUAGAGGAAAGUUGCCCGAGCUUCAUUUGCCAACAUUUGAUGGGAAUGUUCUUCAGUGGACACAGUUUUGGGAUCAAUUUAACUCGAAUAUUGAUCAAAGGGAUCUGAAAGAUGUAGACAAGCUCCUUUAUCUGAAAACAUCUUUGAAAGGAGAUGCGAAGACCAUUUUAGAUGGAUUGGAAACAACUAAUGAUAAUUACAAAAUAGCUGUUACUAUGCUUACCAGCCGAUAUGGUAGAAAAUCACAGAUAAUUGAUGCUCAUUAUUCAAAACUAUAUAAACUAAAGAGGGCUGAGAACCAGGACGAAUGUAGGAAAAAGUUAGACGAUAUUGAUCGGCACCUUAGAAUAUUAAACUCCUUAGGAGAAAAUACUGAACACAAUCACCUGAGAUUCCUAAUUAUGGAGAAAUUCCCCGAAGAUAUUAUAUACGAGUUGAAAUUGAAAUUAAAGGAUGAAUCCAUAGAGGAAUUAAGGAGAGAACUGCAGGUAGUGCUAACAGCCAGAGAAGAUGCUAAAAGAACUUGCAUGGAAGACAACAGCAAAGACAAAAAUUACACAACAGAAACUCUUCUCAUACAAGAGUCAAAAAACAAAAGAAAACCCAAGUCAAGGAAACCAGAUGCUAACAAAAUCAACCAUAAGAGGUUCAAACCAACUGUGACUGCCUUUAGUAAGAUAUAUAACAAUAAACGAAAGUUCAAAGAAGAAGAAAACCAAUCUGCACCCAUUAAAAAGAAAAGGAAGAUCUCAUGUAUAUUUUGUGGUGGAGAUCACUUCAAUGACGAAUGUACCAAUGUCAAAACCAUACCACUUAGAAAGGCAAAAUUAAAUAAUCGCUGUUAUGUAUGUUUAGGUUUAGGCCACGGUGCAAGGACGUGUAAAAACAAAACAAGAGUUUGUCCGCAUUGUGGGAUGAAAGGACAACACAACCGAGCGCUGUGUCCUACAAAGGAACAACUUAAGAAAGAGACUACCACCUCAUUACAUAUCAACGACGAUUCACCUACUGUUCUGCAGACAGCUAUUGUUAAUGCCAUAGGAAGGAACAAUACAGUCAUUAAAUGUCGUGUACUUUUAGAUUGUGGUAGCAUGAGAAGUUAUAUUUUACAAAAGGUAGCUAGAAAACUUAACCUGGAACCAGAAGAAAAACAAUGUCUUACAGUAUUCACCUUUGCCGGGGAACAACCGUAUGAAUUAGAAAGUCCAUUGGCUAGACUCUAUCUACAAACAAAAACAAAUAAAAUGAAAUUAAUAUACGCAAAUAUUGUGCCUACUAUCACUCGUGACAUAUCCACUUUUAAUAAAGAUUUCUCGGAAUGGAGACAUCGAGACCAGUAUCUUCUAGCCGACGAUGGAUCACUUGAGGAUCAAAUUGACAUCCUGAUCGGAAACGACUAUUACCAAUCACUAAUGUUGUCUGAGAAAAUAGAGAUAAAGGAAAAUCUUUAUCUAGUAGACUCUGUGUUUGGUUGGAUACUAUCUGGUCGAUCGAGAGAGGAAAGGGGAGACGAACUGUCCGUACUCACGUACUUCCAAGCUUCAUAUGAGACCAAGUUAAACGAACCUGAUCCACCGUUGGAUAAUACAUCUAUGAAGACUUUGUGGGACCUAGAAUCUAUUGGAAUUGUCGACUCACCUAACACCAAUAGAGACGAAGAAGCAAUCAAGCACUUCAACGAAAACACCAUGUUGAAGGAUGGAAGAUACCAAGUCAGCUGGCCAUGGAAAGAUUAUCCUCCACAGUUACCAACUAAUUACGGAUUAGCGUAUGGAAGACUCGUGGGACUCGUUAAGAGACUAGAUAAAGAAACUUUAUCACUUUACGAUAAGACACUAAGUGAUCAAUUGGAAAAGGAAAUUAUCGAAGAAGUUCCUAACGAGAAAGGAAAGGAACAUCCCAUACAUUACUUACCGUUCCAUGGACUAAACAAAGAAUGCGAAAAGUCUUAA